AUGAGGCCAUAUCUAGAAAUCCUGGAAAAUUCGGUUAUUUUCUAAAUAAAUGUUAUUUACAAAAAUAUUUUAGCAUUAAUAUUAUUAAACUUAAACCGUUAUGAAGAAGCCCUUAAAAUUUGUAAUUAUUUGAUCAAGUAAUAACCUUAACAAUUGGAUUAUUAUUUUCUUAAAGGUUAUUUAUUUAAAUUUAAAAAAUUUUUAGCAAAUAUUUUAAGAUUGUCUCAUCAUUUAGAUGAAGCCAUAUUAAAUUAUGAUUUAGCUAUAUCAAAAAAUAAUUAAAAUGCUGAUUGUUAUUUUUAUAAAGGUUAAAUAUUUUUUAUGAAUUUUUAGCAAACUCAUUACAACUUUUAGGUCUUACUAAUGAAGCUUUAUAAUGUGGUUUUCUUGCAAUAUAGAAAAAUCCUGAAAACCCAGAUUAUUAUAGUGGUUAAGGUAUUUAGAUUUAUAAUAUUUUAUAGCAAAUAUUCUAAUGAUUUUAAAUCGAAAUCAAGAAGCACUUGAAUUUUGUGAAUAUGCACUAUAAAAAGAUCCUGAUAACUUAAAAUAUUAAACGUAAAAAGGUAUCAUUACUAAUUAAUUUUAGCUAUAAUCUUAUAAAAUUUAUAUAAUUUUUCUUCAGCAAUUAAAUAAAAUAAUCAGAUCUUAUAAAAUAAUCCAGGAGAAGCAGAAUUAUAUGCAAAUAAAGGUUUUCUGAUAAUUUAAUUAUUAAGCUGAAUCUUUAAUUCAAAUGUAAUGUUUUUAAGAGGCACUUGAUAAUUGUAAUUAAGCUUUGAAAUUAGAUCCAAAUAACUCUGAUUAUUAUUUUAUAAAAUGUAAGUAUAUAAUUGAAAAAUAAGUAUUAAAAUUAAUUUAAUAAAAUAGCAAAGAGUACUUUAUUUACAGAAAUAUAAAGAGGCUCAUUAAUUUUGUAAUGAAGCAAUAAAAAGAAAUCCUGAAGUUUCAGAUUAUUUUAUUCACAAUAGUAUUAUUUUGAUAUAAUCUCUAUUUAGCUGUUAUUUUAAAUAGAAUGGAACUUUAUGAAGAAGCUUUAAAAAAUUGUAAUUAAGCUAUACUGAAAAAUAGUUCAAAUGCUGAUUAUUAUCAUAAAAAAGGUUUGUAUUUAUACAAUUGUUAGGAAUAACUUUAGAUUACUUAAAACGUUAUGAUGAAGCUCUUAAAUAUCAUGAUUAAGCAAUUUAGAAAAAUCCACAUAAAGCACAAUAUUAUUCUGAAAAAGGUUGCAAGAAUAUUAAAUAUAAUAAUUAGCAUACACUUUAUCAAAUUUAAAACGAUAUCAAGAAGCUUUAAUUUGUUAUGAUAAUGCAAUAUCAAAAAACCCUGAUGGAGCUGAAGAUUAUUCAAAUAAAGGUUUAUUUGUAUUUAAAAAUUAGCAAUUACUUUACAAAAUUUACGCCGCUUUUAAGAAGCUCUUUAAUAUCAUGAUUAUGCAAUUCAAAAAAAAUCCAAAUAAGGCAGCUAAUUAUUAUAAUAAAGGUAAAAGAAUAAUAUAUGAAUAGCAAGUACAUUAAAAUCAUUAAAUAAAUUCAAACAAGCUUAUGA
Molecule: messenger RNA, 1542 nt
Organism: Paramecium sonneborni
Lineage: Eukaryota; Ciliophora; Oligohymenophorea; Peniculida; Parameciidae
Source: the annotation of a GenBank genome assembly